UGGAAAACGAGGCAACAACCAUCCCAUUUCCGAGUGUUUUGGUGCAUUUUUACACACGACAGAGGUACUCUAGAGUGUCAAAGUGAUGUGAAUGUUUCUUUGGAGUGGGUUUCAGAUUAAAUCUGACCUUAAUGUAGACUGAAUUUGUAUAGACAACGUAGGGUUUGUUAUGAAGGAUUCGCCGUUGAAGAUUCAGGAGAUUAACGUGAGCUAAAAGUAGCUAGUAUUGCUAAUAAUACAAGCGGUGAGUUUGUGGACCAAGUGACCUGUUUGCCCUGUUUCAAUCGGACACGAAACACUGUUGUAAUGCAUGUAAAGGAAUGCAUCCUGUCUGCUCCAGGGAAGGCAAUACUACAUGGAGAACAUGCUGUUGUGCACGGGAAGAUGGCCCUUGCAGUCAGUUUGAAUCUGAGAACGUAUUUAAGACUAAAAGCUACUAGUGAUGGUAAAGUUUGCAUCAACUUUCCCAAUAUCAGCACCUUACUGUGUUGGGAUCUGACGGAACUGAAGCUGCUUGUUCCUGACACUUGUGGUAAAAAGGAAGAUGGCAAACUUCUGAAUGCUGAAUUAGUGAAGUGUCUGCGGGAGUUUGUUGGAGUAACAAAUGGAAACUUGGACACAUCCAAUAUGGCUACUUUGGCAUUCCUUUACAUUUAUUAUUCCAUCUUUGGAACAGGUGAACUACCCAGCUUGACAGUGACUGUGUGGUCUGAGCUUCCUACUGGAGCAGGACUAGGAUCCAGUGCUGCCUUCUCUGUUUGUUUGGCUGCAGCUCUGCUCUGUGCAAGUGGAGCUAUCACUGCACCUCUUAGAGAAUCAGAACACACUGCCAGGUGGUGUCAGGAGGGACCUAGAGCUUCAAACAGUUGGGCGUUUCAAGGGGAGAUGAUCAUUCAUGGCAAUCCUUCAGGAGUUGACAAUGCUGUUGGAACUUGGGGUGGUAUGUUGAGAUUUCUCUCAGGAAAAAUUAUACCACUAAGCAGAGUACCAUUAUUAAGAAUCCUACUGACUAACACCAAAGUACCUCGUAGCACUAAAGUACUUGUGGCUGGAGUGAAGGACAAAAUUAAUAAGUUUCCUACAAUUAUGACCCCUGUGCUUGACUCGGUGGAUGCCAUUUCCUGCACUUGUGAGAAAGUACUUUCAGAAAUGACCCAUGAGCCAAUUACCGGAGAGCACUACAACAUCCUAGAGGAGCUCAUUGACAUAAAUCAACACCACCUCAAUGUCAUGGGGGUGGGACAUCCGGCUUUGGACACUUUAUGUCGGGUCACACUGGCCAGAGGACUCCACAGCAAACUCACUGGAGCAGGAGGAGGAGGCUGUGGCAUCACGCUUCUCAGGCCUGAAACCAGCACAUCUCUUGUCCAGAGCACAGUGCAAGAUCUAAGAGACUGUGGAUUUGAUUGCUGGGAAACAAGUAUUGGUGGUCCAGGCAUUCAGCAGCACUCGCCACAUGCAGUUAAGGAUGACAUUUUAGAGAUUUUAAACCAUUACUGAUUUAAAUCUUUUACCGUUUAAGUUCCAUAGUGACUAAUCUAUUUGCCUGCUUCUCUGACUGCCACUUACGGACUAUUUCUGUGGUCGCAUGGAUACAGUAGAUACUUUACAUUUCAUUAUGCAUUCAGUGUCCUCACUCGUCAGCCAUAGUUGCCCUGGGCCGCCAGUUUGCACAAAAAGCCUCUCUCACCAUCUGGAAUCGCACACCACAUUCUUACUUAUUCUUAUUCAGCUGGGUAUCUUACCCAAGUACACAAUGUCAGCUCAUUUCUCAUUUCCAUAAACUGUAAUUAUUAUCUGUUUCUAAGUUGUCAUUUUUGUAGCUCAUGCAAAUUGAUGUAAUUGUAAUAUGUUUGUCAAUUCUGAUCAUUUAUUUGAAACCAUAGUA
Messenger RNA from Periophthalmus magnuspinnatus, 1888 nucleotides. RefSeq names its product mevalonate kinase (gene mvk). Gene Ontology annotation, biological process: cholesterol biosynthetic process; isoprenoid biosynthetic process. NCBI's taxonomy places the organism in Eukaryota, Metazoa, Chordata, Actinopteri, Gobiiformes, Gobiidae. Gene Ontology annotation, molecular function: ATP binding; mevalonate kinase activity. Gene Ontology annotation, cellular component: cytoplasm. The record is from RefSeq and is a predicted model, not a curated record.